UUGUGUCGAGUCCUGUGGUGAUGAACAAGAUCUGCGGCGGUGAGUGAUCAUCUGCGAGUGUGUGCGGAAACAUGGGGGAAGCAGAGACUGUGCCGUCCGACGAAAAACAAGCAGAAACCGGCAUCUGUACCGCCGAGGAAUCGAUUGUAUGGAGUCAAGAAGUAGAAGUGUGUCUUUUUCACGCAAUGCUGGGUCAUAAACCCGUAGGGGUGAACCGUCAUUUCCACAUGAUCUGUAUUCGCGAUAAGUUCAGUCAGAACAUCGGCAGGCAGGUGUCAUCUAAAGUCAUCUGGGAUCACCUGAGCACCAUGUAUGACAUGCAAGCACUGCACGAAUCAGAAAUACUCCCGUUUCCAAACUCGGAGAAGAGCUUUGUGCUUCCUGAAGAGAUCAUACAGGAUGUCAAGGAAGGCAAAGUGGCAUCGGAAGAUGACGUGAAGGAGGAGUUCAAAGAAGAAAGUGACCCACCUGCAACCCACGAAGAAGGUCUGGGUCCCAGUAUGGCUGGCCAGGAUUUUGCGAGGCAGCAAUUCCUCCGUGAAGAUGUCAGAGAGGUCGGGCAGCGGGCGCGAGAAAGAGAGAGAGCGGGCAGAGAGGGGGGGCUCAGGUGAGACGGGCAGCGGGUCGAAAGAAUCAGCCGGGGAAAAGAGGAAAAGGAACCGAGCCGUGGAGAAGGUGAUGAACUCCAGCAACCCCUCCAGCCCUGGAGGAGCCAAGCGCCGCAGGACGUAACCGCAGCUUGCAGCAGGACGACUUGGGACAUCAGACAUUUGAAAAGAACUGACUGGGAAAAGUUUAGCUAAUAUUGUUCGCGCUAGAGCCAACGUGAAAUGACAUGGCGUGCAGGGGAUGUGUGAUGUUCGUGUGCGUUAUCUGCAGUCCAGAAGUUCACUGCGAGAGGCGUUCCUGUGCUUUGAAAGCAUCCUGAGCUGUUCACUGACAGACGGCGGGAAAAAUAGAUGAAGGAAAGUCUUUUGUGGUUGUGUAGGAUCAGACUAGACUGAUGAGGAAAGUAUGGUAAACAAAUAAGCUGAGUUUGGAAACAAAACAGCAACUUUUUAAAAGGUUUCUGGGAAUUUUAAGUGGUAGCUUCAUUUUAUUUUUGUCAGAGUUGACGUUCUUGAGAUGGACCAGAAAAUCUAGUUCGUUGUGUGAUUUAUUAGGACUUUCACUGCAAAUAAGCUGAGCUAGAUGUGUAUGACAUAACUUGAUUCUAUUAGCCAAUUAGACGGUCAUUGAUCAAAUGCUUAGGAAAUAGUGAUGGGUAUUUGCACUGUUUCUGAGUCAUGCUGGUUUGAAAUAUUUGACCGAGUGUAUGUUAAACACAUCAGGAGUAUGUCCCUGAUUAAAAAAUUGAUAGUGAACAAUGUUGGUCUGAUAUGACUUUUUAAUUCCUAAUCUGACAGUGAAUAAUAUUUAAUAUGUUAGCCUACCUUUGAUCUAUUCUGGUAAACAUAAAUGUUCCAAAAGAGAUUUAAAAUGGUUUAAUUUCCUUUGAUGCCGUAGGAGAAUAUUUUUAGUUCUCUUUUCCUCUGUCAGCAGAUGAUCCUUGGACUACUGUUCAAAAGAUCAGUAAGAAAAGACAUUUUUAACUAAAUUAAUACUAUUAUUAAGACACAUUAAAUUGAUUAAAAGUGACAUACAUGUUAUGAUGUUAUAGAUGAUUUCUAUGUUAAAUAAAUGUUUUUCUUUUGAACUUUAAAAAUUAAAAAUAAAAAUGCAGUGCAACUGUUUUAAACAAUGA
Molecule: messenger RNA, 1744 nt
Organism: Labeo rohita (rohu)
Lineage: Eukaryota; Metazoa; Chordata; Actinopteri; Cypriniformes; Cyprinidae
Gene: mrgbp
Product: MRG/MORF4L binding protein
Exons: 6
Coding region: 72-611 (179 amino acids)
Biological process (GO): regulation of transcription by RNA polymerase II
Cellular component (GO): nucleus; NuA4 histone acetyltransferase complex
Source: RefSeq, a predicted model, not a curated record